CCGUCCUACGCCGUGUGUGUUUGAGAAGUUUCUCUUGUGUGACCAUGUGCAGACGGCGGUCUAUCCUCAGAGCAGCAGCGAUGGGGUCUUGCCUCAGCCAGUAGAGGAGGGGCCGAGCGUGAGCUCUGCCACGCCUUCGUCGGACCAAGAUGAGCAGAGCAUGAGGUUAUCGUCGCCCGACGAUCAGACUCAGAAGCGGCGGCGGGGUAGACCUCGGCACGGUGAAGAACCAACCCACCACUUUCUCAGAAUCUGCGUUCUGGAGAACCUUCAGUUAGAGGCUCCCGCAGAGACCGAGCUCCACAAGUCAUCGGUGCGGGAGCUGAAAUGUCCUCGAGGUCUGCAGGAGGCCGACUUUCUAGAGCUGCUGAGGGUCACCUUCCCUCAGCUCGUCGGAGACGAUAAAAAAAUCUGCAUAUAUAAGUCUGACCGCAGCAGGAAGCUUCAGAAGCUCCGAGUGAACAGCAUAACCCCCGAUGAUAUCUACAGGACCAUGAAGUCCACCGGGGUCAAGAAGCAUCUCCUCUACAUUAAACUGAAGACAGGUGAAGAGGAGGACAGUGAGAACGAAGAAAACCUUCAGCUGGUUAAAGACGAACCUCAGCCGACCACCUGUGGAGUAAUGGAGGAUGAAAGCGCUCCACUUCAAAGCCCCGAGUAUCAGAGCGGCGGCUCCACGCAUGAAGACGACGAGGCAGGUGAGAGGAACGCCAGGGCUGACGAGGAGUGGAAGCCAAGUCCUGAGGAGGCUGAAGAUCUGGAGGAUCUUGAAGAUCCAAAGCCCAGAGAAGCCAUUAAGCAAGGCCCCAGACGAUUGGGAGAGAGGGGAGACGGGAGUAAGGCCUCCUGCCGGGUGUGUGGCGUGUCUUACCGGACGUUGUCGAACUUUGCCAGGCAUGCCUGGUCUCACGCAGACGACCCCCAGAGCGUGUGCGGGGUGUGCGGAGAAAAGUUCGACUCUUCAGAAGACCUAAAAGGACAUCUUAGAACUCACCAGCAAACAUACGAUUGUUCGUACUGCGGGAAGGCCUUCGUCACCACCACAGGGCUCAAGAACCACGUCACUCUGCACACGGGAGAACGGCAGUAUAAGUGUGACAUUUGCAACAAAUCCUUCUCCUACAAAUCCGCCAUGAGAAGCCACCGCUGGGUCCACGUGGAAGACAGACCUCACAAGUGUGACAUUUGUCCAAAGUCCUUCGGUCUCAAAGGGCACCUCGUAGCUCACAAGAAGUGUCACGUCGGCCGGGACCGGUACCUCUGCAACAUCUGCGGAAGGUCCGUCUUCGACCUGCGGUCUCUGACUCGUCACAAACUGACUCAUUCCACGGAGCGCCGCCACGGCUGCAAAGUCUGCGGGAAGCGCUUCAAGCUGGAGGGAACCCUGAAGGCGCACGAGAAGGUCCACACCGUCAGGGACCGCAUGUACCUGUGCCACGUCUGCUGCAAAGCCUUCCUGUCCAACAGCACCCUGAUGGCUCACAUGAAGACCCACAGCGACGAGCGGCCGUUCGUCUGCCCCGUCUGCAGCAGAAGCUUCCUCACCAAAUGGGACCUCAGGAAACACAUGCGUAUUCACACUGGCGAGGCGCCCUACGGCUGCACCAGGUGCGGACGCCACUUCAAACUCAAGAGCACCCUGAACGUCCACAUCCGGAGCCACCUGGGCAUCAAGCGCUUCACCUGCGGGGUUUGCGGCAAAGCUUGUUCUCGACAGGAACACCUGACCGUCCACAUGAGAACCCACAACGGAGAGAGACCCUACAAGUGUUCCCUCUGUGACAAAGCCUUCACCCAGAGCCACUGCUUGAAAACACACAUGAAGAGCCACCAUCCAGAGGAAACUCUUGUACCUGAACCUUCAACUUCCUUCCUUCAGCCACCGGACACCGUGUGAAUAUCUUUGUUCUUUAGUCGUCUAUUUUAGCUUUGCAAAAGUCUUUGUCAGAACUGCAGUACACGGACCUGAGGUUUGAGCAAACAGGGAUGAUCGUGGCGCCAUAACGUAGGUCAAUGUUUAUUUAAUCCAGUGCUAUUAGCAGUGCAUUGUGUUUGCGCUUCGAAGAAGAUGGUGUCCUUCCCUGGCAUUCACUGGGUAAAGGUUCCGGUUCAACAUGGACGAUCUAACAGUAGAAAAACAUUGUAGGAGAAGAAGUGUCCGAUCCAGAUUUCAAAUGCCUCAAUCAUUUCUAGCCUGGUUCUCCAACUUCUGUCAUUGAGUAUCAACCAUACCGAGGUUAACCAGCUUUACCGACACCAAACUGUCUGUUUUGGACACCAUUAAAAAUGUCUUCAGACCAGAACCACGUGAUUGUUUUCUGCUAAAGUGGCUAUUCUGUGCUAGCUCAACAGUCUUCAGAGUGGAAGUUGAGUUUUUUGGGGAAAUCUGAGCUGCAUUCAGUGACAAAAAGAUACAGACAAGGUGUUAAUAGUGAAAAUAAUUGAACUUUAUUGAUCUCACACUGGAGAAACUCAUUUUCUGCAUUUAACGCAUCCCUUCGGGUAGGUGUGGGCUGCCACUGUGCAGCCUCCGGGGAGCAGUGUGGAGUUAAGGGUCUUGCUCAUGGCUCAGCAUAGCCGCAGUCAAUACGCAUGCGGAAGACGUCAGAUUUACAUUUAUCCCCUGUUAAGUUUUUUGUCUAUUUUUCGGCGGGGUAUGAAAUGUCGACUGCUGGACCGGACCUCAGCAGAGAGCCAUGAGCCGCCCGUCCUCAGCUGGAGGAAGGGGGCUGGGGACCGGUGAGGCAGGUACGCAGUCGACCAAAUUCCCCUCGGACAUUUUUCAGGUAUGAAAAGCAGGACAUGUCCGGGAAAAAGAGAACAUCUGGUCACCCUAAUUUAAGGUCAGGUCACCAUACGCUUCAAAAACACAAAAAACUAAGUAAUUAAGAGGUUUUUUUUGUACAUGACACCUGUUUAGGUAGUGGUAUGCUGGUCUAAUGGGGUAUGCUCAUCUGACAGAACAGCGGGUACUUCAAACGGCACGGCUGCAGGAAAGAAAACAGUUUUAUACGAAGGGAUCUGGGCUCCUGAAGAGUGGAACAGGAAGGCUGAGCCGCUGCUGUCCAGGCUUUUCAGAUAAAGGAGAUUCAAUGAUCCAGAAAUGUUGGCAGCCAUCUAUAAUAAACACGCUGAUAACAGUUUAGACUCUGCGAUGCUGCCUGCACUGUUUUGAAGGCUAAAGGAAAAAAAAAAAAUCACUUCUAAAACCAUUU
Messenger RNA from Cyprinodon variegatus (sheepshead minnow), 3215 nucleotides. RefSeq names its product zinc finger protein 436-like. Gene Ontology annotation, biological process: regulation of transcription by RNA polymerase II. The transcript has 5 exons. Gene Ontology annotation, molecular function: RNA polymerase II cis-regulatory region sequence-specific DNA binding; DNA-binding transcription factor activity, RNA polymerase II-specific. The coding region runs from base 161 to 1897 and encodes 578 amino acids. The record is from RefSeq and is a predicted model, not a curated record. NCBI's taxonomy places the organism in Eukaryota, Metazoa, Chordata, Actinopteri, Cyprinodontiformes, Cyprinodontidae.